AUGUCAUUCCGGACCCUGAUGGCUCUAGCAGCUGAAUACGACCUUGAGCUUGAUCAGAUGGACGCGAUCAACGCAUUCGUAAAUUGUCCUCUUGAGGAAGAAGAAGUCGUCUUUAUGAAGAUGCCCCCUGGCUUUGAGAGGAGGGGUAAAGUUCUACGGCUACGAAAGGCCCUCUACGGACUUCGCCGUUCUCCCCUUCUUUGGCAGCAGCAUCUCACUGCAUCCCUCGAGAAGAUUGGCUUCAAGACAGUCCCUCAGGAACCAUGCGUCAUGAUGAAAGGAGCCGUCAUCGUCUUCUUCUACGUCGACGACAUCAUCUGGGCCUAUCGAAAAAGGGAUCAGCAAGUCGCCACGGAAGCUAUAUCCGGCCUGCAGCAACGAUACAAGAUGAGCAUACUAGGGGAACCAAAGUGGUUCUUAGGGAUCCGUAUCCUUAGGCACCGACCUAGUCGGACGAUCUGGCUGACGCAAGAUGCCUAUAUCGACAAGAUCGCUCAUAAGUAUGUUCCGGACAAGCUAGGCAUAAAGCCUCCUAGCACCCCAAUGGCCACAAACGAAGAACUCGUUUCAGAACCGAUCCAAGCAAGAGACCAAGACAAGCAUAGCUACCUUCAGAAGUCUCCCGACUAG
Molecule: messenger RNA, 630 nt
Organism: Hirsutella rhossiliensis
Lineage: Eukaryota; Fungi; Ascomycota; Sordariomycetes; Hypocreales; Ophiocordycipitaceae
Product: reverse transcriptase (RNA-dependent DNA polymerase) domain-containing protein
Exons: 2
Coding region: 1-630 (209 amino acids)
Source: RefSeq, a predicted model, not a curated record